UACUCGGUGGGACAGAGAGCCUGAAUAUUGGGAUUGUUCAGUGUUAAUUGUGAGUGCGAUUUGAGAAGACUUGCCUUCUACAAGGCGUCAUACGAGAACAGCGGUGCUUAUAAGCUCACAAUAAACCCCACCACAACACACAAUGAAAAUGGGAAACAACCCAGAAAUCGUGCAAGAAUUUGAAGAGGACGAAGAUGGGCCGCCGCCUGGGUUUCAGUCCAUCAUCACUCCGCAGCCACCCCAACAGAAUUUUCCGUCUGACAAAGCUGAAGCCGGUGACGGAAGUGGCGGUGAAGAAGAAGGUCCACCGCCUGGGUUCCACCCUAACGAUCUGCCUCCGCCACCACCACAGCCAUCUUCCGACAUGGAAAUAGGGGGCAAACAAACUCACAUUGAAGAUGAUAAAGAUGGUCCCCCACCAGGAUGGGAAUCUAAUACUCUUUCUCAAAUGUUACCAUCAAAACCACCAUCAUAUACAGCAGAUAUUGAAAUGAGGGGCAAACGAGAUGGCAUUCAAGAUGGCGGGGAAGGUCCCCUAACAGGGUGGGAAUUUAGUACUCUUUCUCAAGCGUUACCAUCAAAAUCACAAUCAAAUAUAGCAGAUAUGGAAAUGAGGGGCAAACAAGAUGGAUUUGAAGAUGACAUAGAUGGGCCCCCUCCAGGAUGGGAAUUUUGUGCCCUUUCUCAAGCAUUAACAUCAAAACCACAAUCAGAACUCACUUUGGAUACAGGAGAUAUUAAAGUGGAGAGGAAUGAACUGCAUGAAGUUGAAGAUGAUGGCCCCCCGCCUGGAUGGGAAACAAUUUUUCCACAGCAGAUGCUGCCGCCAUACAAACCACCAUUGCAGCCAUCAUUACCUGUUUCUUCUGGACAUGAAAUGGGGAGCAAAAGAGAGAGAAAAAAUGAUGACGAAGGACGUCCAUCAGGUUCUCGACCUGAAUCCAUGCCAGAACAAUUGUCACAGUUGCUGCCAUCAUCAGCACCCCCUGCUGAUAUAAAAUUGGGGAGCAGAGAAGUUGAGACUAAGAAUGGGGACAAAAGGCCUGUCUCUGUGCCUUCUCCACAGCGACUACAACCUAGGACUCUUCCAUCACCACCACCUGUGGCAUCAUCACCUUCUGGUCAGACUACAGAAAAGGCUCAAUUAGUUUGUGGAACUUGCCGCAAAUUGCUUUUGUAUCCACGAGGAGCAAAAUGGGUCCAAUGUCCAGGCUGCCAGGAAGUCAAUUUUGUCCUAGAAGCUCAUCAAAUUGGACAAGUUAAUUGUGGGGGUUGUGCAGUUUUACUUAUGUACCCACAUGGAGCACCAGCGGUUCAAUGUUCUUCUUGCCAUUUUGUGACUCAAAUUGGAGCACACAACAGGCGACCUCUCCUUUCUGUUCAACAGGCUCAGAGAAGGCGUCGUGCCAACAGACGUCGUUAGACUGCUCAUAUCUUUUUAAUUUACAACUGAAAAUAUAAUCCAAAAACCUAUGUCUGCCAAAUGUUUCUCAUCUCUCAGUUAAGAGGUUUUCAUUGCCAUCUUGAGGAAAAUGAAUGUUUGUCUAAACUUAUACCCAAGCAUUUUACAAAUUGCGACUUUUAUGAACUCCAAUUUAGAAUAUGUAGUCUUUAUGCUCUUUAAGUUGGUGCCAUGUGCAUCCAAUUUGAAACUCUCUUUACCCAUAUCAUUUUCACAUAAAUGUUGAUCUGCAAUAGUGAUGACUACUCUUGCACUACUUUUUAGCUUUGGCUUUCCAACAUGCAUAUGAAUUUUUGCACUUUUGUCUAACUGCUUACACCUGACUACUAUAGCAUUCUUAAUAUCCCUGUCUAGUUGUAAUUGCCAUCAUGAUUUUUGUCAAGCACCUAUUGAGUGCAAUCCCACACGUGUUGUUGUACGAUAAUCUUUUAUAAUAAUCAUCUAUCUGCUUCCCCUAGUCUGGUGUUGCAGUGCCAUUUGGAUCCUUAAUAUUCUUCAAUCUUUAGCCUUGAAGACUCAAUACCGAAGAUCAGUUUCUGACAUUUUGCUUAUCUUGAUGCACUUCAUCAUUAGCAAUGUCAGCAGUAACAUGCUGGUUUGCACUACUAUCAACAUACCAAGUAUUCUCUGUUGGAAAUAUUAGUUACACACUUCUCAUUGUGAAGAGAAUCGGAUUGUGCCACCAUAGCUGCUAAUUGUUGAGAUGGAUGACACCCCUGCACACAAGUUGAAUGAAUUUCAGGUGGAGUCUCUUGGGGAGCGUGUACAUUUCUAUGGGAAAUCAAAGACAAUUCGUAUUGAUUCCAAUCUUGAAUCAGGUAGAGUUCUGUUCAAGCAACUCAGGUAAGAGUGAAUGGAAUGCUGAACAGAAAGGGACUAAUGGCAGGUUCUACGUGAAAUUUUGAUUUUGCUAUCAUCCAGGUGUACCUUAAUUAUUUUAUUUUUCCAUUUUUAUUCUUUUAAAUGAAAUUCUUUGAUACUCUGCCGAAAUUAUGGAAUCUGGGUGGUGAUGAUGUUUAAGUUCUUAAGAAAUUAUCUCAAUGUCGAGCAUAUUCCUUU
Molecule: messenger RNA, 2521 nt
Organism: Olea europaea var. sylvestris
Lineage: Eukaryota; Viridiplantae; Streptophyta; Magnoliopsida; Lamiales; Oleaceae
Product: basic salivary proline-rich protein 1-like
Exons: 11
Coding region: 143-1423 (426 amino acids)
Source: RefSeq, a predicted model, not a curated record